Messenger RNA from Drosophila gunungcola (fruit fly), 8989 nucleotides. It is a transcript of the gene Prosap, whose product is annotated as SH3 and multiple ankyrin repeat domains protein 1. NCBI's taxonomy places the organism in Eukaryota, Metazoa, Arthropoda, Insecta, Diptera, Drosophilidae. The record is from RefSeq and is a predicted model, not a curated record. Gene Ontology annotation, cellular component: dendritic spine; postsynaptic density; postsynaptic membrane. Gene Ontology annotation, molecular function: synaptic receptor adaptor activity; ionotropic glutamate receptor binding.
GCUGCAUGUGUCUUCGCGAUGAAAAUGUUCAAAACGGUACAACACAACGAUAACCGUUUUAAGUCGCCGGGAAAAAAAUAAAUAUUGAUAUUGAAAUUUUGAUUAUAUUUGUCAACCGUUUUGUACGCGUUUUCCGCCGCCCAGACCUUAGAAUUGUGCGAGCGAGACGAUGACAGACAGCCUUGUGUGUGCGAAAUAACGGUGCACGGAAUUCAACUAAAAUCGGCCAACAAAUAAUAAUCGCCGUGAUUAUUAGAAUCUAAAACUGCCAACUGCAGCUAAUUAAACAACAAAAAACCGUUCGAUGUGAAGUGCAAAAACACGAAUAAAAAUACAAAUAAAAACAAAAACCGGUUCGCCUCUGCAGCAGCAGAAAUCAAAGCCAAAAAGGAAAGAAACAAAAAUCAAAGACAGCGAAAGAAUUUUUGUUGUUUGGCCGGUGCGUGUGUGUGGGAGUGUGUCUCAGUGUGUGUGUGAGUGAGCAUCUCGAAGAAGGAGAAAAACGCAAAAGUCAGUAGGAAAAAGGCGUACGUAAGGAAAAAGAGAGGAAACAACGUAGUAGGAAUUUCUUAAACCCGUUUCCCAGCAAACAAAAUAAAAGAGGUGAAAAAAUCAAAAAAAUCGUCGGCCGCAAAAAGUGGCACAAGUGAAAAUUCCUGCGUUGUUCGUUUAUUAUUAUUUUUCUGUUGCCGUCUUUUUGACAAUCGCCAAAAGUGAAAAUCAAUUGGCGAGAGCGCGCGCGCAAGGAGCAAAGGGAAGAUAGAGCUCGCCGGAGAGAGAGUGCGAGCCCAAUAUAGAAAUCGUCCUUUUUCGGGGCCCCAAAAUACCCAGCCCAAAAAAAGAGCACGAAAACUGGACGAAAAACUCCCAAAAAUAACAACAGCACACGCUGAUGAACUGUAAAAGUAAACAAAUUGCGCCGAAACUGAACGAAAUUGGGAAAAAUUGCAACCAGAGAAAAAAGCCACCACAUGUCUGGCCCUACAGUUUGAGCUGCACUGGGUUCUAAGCCACUCGAGGGCAAAGGAAAGGGAACCACCAUGCGACAGACUUUACGAAACAUCACCAGCGAAAUGUCCAAACGAAACGGAUUCCAUCAGCAGAAGGCCCAAACCAGCCGACCCAUUAAAUAGAUUGCCAAUAUAAAAAUAAACAAAUUUACGAAUACUUACCAAACUCAGGGAAAUACCCUUUGAAGUGCGAAAAAGGAACGCGAAAAGGAGCGGCAACGAGAACUCCGAGAAGGAGAGGGAGAAGGUUCGUUUUUCCGUGGAGAGAGUGAUAGAAAGCCGCCAAAAUUACGACGUACCACCCACCCACGCCCAAAGUCAAACAGAACCCGGCCAACACGGACGCCAUGUCCGGGCCGGGGGCGUUUGACGAUGAGCCGCCGCCGGAGCCGCGGGACGGAUGGCUACUGGUGCGCAUCCACGUGCCGGAGCUGAAUGUCUACAAGUGUCUGCAGUUCCCAUCGGAGCGGCUCGUCUGGGAUGUCAAACAGCAGGUGCUCGCCUCGCUGCCGAAGGAACUGAAGGAGAGCUUCAACUAUGGCCUGUUUGCCCCACCCGCAAAUGGCAAGGCGGGCAAAUUCCUGGAUGAGGAACGCCGCCUGGGCGAUUAUCCCUUCAACGGACCCGUGGGCUACUUGGAGCUCAAGUACAAAAGACGCGUGUACAAAAUGCUCACCCUGGAUGAACGCCAACUGAAGGCUCUUCACACGCGUGCCAAUCUGCGGCGUUUUCUGGAGUGCAUCAAUGGCGGACAUGUGGAGAAGAUAGCCAAGAUGUGUGCCAAGGGCCUCGAUCCCAAUUUCCACUGCUCGGAGAGCGGUGAUACUCCGCUGACAGUGGCCACGGGAGCCAAGAAGCCGAAUAAGCUGCUCAUCGCUCUGGUCAACGGUGGAGCUUUGCUGGAUUACAGGACCAAGGAUGGAACCACUGCUCUGCAUCGAGCUGUGGAGCACGAUUCCCUGGAGGCGGUCAGUACCCUCCUCGAACUAGGCGCCUCGCCGAACUACCGCGAUGGCCGUGGCAUCACCCCGCUGUACAUUUCCAUUACCAGGAAGUGCGAGGCCAAGAUCACGGAGAGCCUGCUGCACGACCACGCCACGCUGGGCAUCCAGGACAGCCAGGGCUGGAACGAGGUCCACCAGGCCUGUCGGCAUGGCCUGGUCCAGCACCUGGAACACCUGCUGUUCUACGGUGCUGACAUGGACGGCCGCAAUGCGUCCGGCAAUAGUCCGCUGCAUGUGUGCGCUGUUAACAACCAAGAGGCUUGUGCUAGAAUGCUUCUCUUUCGCGGCGCUCAGCGCGGCGCCCAGAACUUUGCCAACCAAACUCCCUACCAGGUGGCUGUCAUAGCCGGCAACUUGGAGCUGGCUGAAAUCAUUGAGAACUACAAAUCUGAGGAUAUUGUUCCCUUUCGCGGACCGCCGCGCUACAAUCCCAAGCGCCGCUCGGGCAUCGGGUGGUUGAGCGCCAACGGAGCCGCCGGCGCAGCUCUGCUGGCAGCGGCUGGAGGUGGCUUCGGUGGUGCGAUGGUUGGCCUGAACGGUUCGAAUGGUUCCAAUGGUCCUGCCAACGGAAACGGGGUUGGCGGUGUUGGUCUGAUGCUCAGCCAUCAGAGCCACCAGCAGCACCACGGCCACCAUCAGCAUCAGCAGCAGCAUCUGCACCACCAGCACCACCACCAGCAGCUGCACCAGCAGCAGCAGCUGCCCCACCUGCACACGCUGCAGCUCCACGGGCCCCCCUCGCCGUGCCCCUCGGAGCACAUGCUGGGGGCCUACAGCUCCGCCAGCUCCAGCCUCUCCGAGGGCUCCUCCGGCCACCGCUCCCACGAGGACGACAUCAGCAUUGUGACAGACAAAUCCCUGGGCGACACCAGCGACAUAAUCAGCGACUCGUCGGGCGUGGGAACCAACUCGGACUCGGCAGCCUGCUCCAUCGGCCAUCCCAGCACCACGGUGGUGUGCAUGGAGCCGUAUGUGGGCAACACCGUGGGCCACAUUCGCCUGCAGCCCGGCGACGUCAUCGAGGUGGUGGGCAGCACCGACUGCGGCCUGCUCGAGGGCUAUGUGCGCGGCACCAACCAGUCCGGCUUCUUUCCGGCCGACUGCGUCCAGGAGGUGAGUCUGCGCCAGAAGCACAUCACCAACGUGAUGACCGCCAGCACGGGCAUGGCUGCUCCCCAGCAGCAGCAGCAGCAGCUCCAGCAUCUGCAGCAGGCGCCGGCCUCCUCCGCCACCGCCUCCUUCCAGGGCUCGCCUCAGCUGAGCCUGGGCGGACACUCCGGCAGUUCCAGCACCCUGCUCCAGCAGCCCCACCACUCGCCCUCGCUCUCGGUGGCCAGCAAUGGAUCCUGCCAGCAGCAGCAGCCGGCCGAAAGCAAUGGCGGCGGAGGAGGAGCACCUGGCAAUGGGUUGAGCAACCGAAACAACAACCACUCGGUGGGUCAGUACAGCAGCGCCACUGCUCCGCGCAUCAAGAAGAGCGCAUACAAUGCGCCACGUUCGGUGGUGCUGCACCGGGCCAAGCGUGGCUUCGGCUUCAUCCUGCGCGGCGCCAAGGCCAGCUCCCAACUGAUGCAGUUGCGCCCCUCGGAACGCUUUCCGGCGCUCCAAUACCUGGACGACGUGGAUCCCGGCGGAGUGGCCGACAUGGCCGGCCUGCGCCCGGGCGACUUCCUGCUGACGAUCAACGGCGAGGACGUGAGCUCCGCCUCGCACGAGCAGGUGGUCGAGAUGAUCCGCUCGGCGGGCGCGCUGGUCAACUUGACGGUGGUCUCGCCCCAGUUUCCCCACCAGAUGCAAGCCAGUGCCCAGUACCUGCCGAGUGGAGCACGCGUGGGCAGCCAGCACCUGAACAGUGGGCCAAGUACGCCGCAGAGUUCGCACCGCCAGUGCGCCACGUUGCCCAGGAAGAUGACGGGUCCGGGCGGAGGCGGGCCAGCCUCCUCCUCGGGGGGCAGUGUGCGCAUGGCACCGAUGCCACCGAGAAGGGAUCCCAAGACCACGUUGAGUGUGGGCAGGGCCAGGGCCAAGUCCAUGGUGGCUGGUCUGGAGAACGGAGGCGAGAAGGAGGACGAAUUGCCGCACACAAAGUCCAACUCGGUGGAGUCGAUUGCCACACCAGCACCGGGUGGCAACCAAACGGGACCCGGAACUCCCGUUCAGCUGCGCACGGCCAGCAUCAAGGCACGGCCCACCUCGAGCAGGAUCACGGCUGCCGAGCUGGAGGAGCUCUUCCAGCGGCAGCAGGGCGAGGGCAGUGCUGCGAGCGCCAGCCGCUAUGCCACCAUGAUGACCAGCUCGCGGUUCCAGUCGGGCACGGACAGUGGAGCGGCCACUCCGCCCGCCGCCAAUGGCUCGCCCAUGAGGAGUGGCCCCCUGGUGUAUGGCAGUGUGGCCGAGAUGAAGCGCAAGACGGCGAGGAGCAAGCAUGGCCCGGGCACUGCCACUGGCACUGGCACCCUGCGUGGCAAGCCCGUGGCCACGCCCACUGUGGGAGCGGGCGUAGCAGGAGGCGGUCGCGACCUCAAGCGGUUCCAUUCCACGCCCGAUUUGCACGGUCCCCAGCUGCACGGCUCUGCCUCUUCAAUUUGGCAGGCGGCCGGAAAGGGUCACCAUUCGCAGGACGAUGUGGCCACGCUGCAUGCCUCUCUGCAACGCUUGAACGCCAACCAGGGAGAACUGAAGCUGGGCGGAGGAGCAGCCGGAGGAGGGGCGGUCCUGCCGCCGCCCAACCACCCACCACCACCACCGCCAGUGGGUCAAGUGGUCAAGGUGGAGACACGCAGCAGUGUGUCGGAGUACGAGAGCACCAUCUCAUUGCAGCAGAAGCUGAAGAAGCGGACGGAGAACGAUGCGGUGACCAGUGCCGCCAUCGAUGGCGUCCAGAGCAGCUUCAACCCGUCGGCCAAUGCCAAGAUCUAUGCCUCGCCGCAGGAGCUGCGCAACGUGAUGGCCUGGAAGUUGCGACAGGCGCAGGAGAAGCCAUCGCAGGAGACAUCCGCUGGCUCCCAGCAACCAGUCAGUCAGUAUGCUGCGCCUACGCAGCUACGUCCACCACAGCAACAGCAGCAGCAGCAACAGCAGCAGCAGCAACAGCAGCAGCAACAGCAACAGCAGCAGCAGCAGCUGCAACAGCAACAGCAGCAACCACAACAGCCGCCCACGGUAUUGGCCUCCCACUAUGCCGCUCCUCAAGUGCAACAGGUGCAGCAGCCGGCACCCCAAUCCCCGCCUGCUCCACCAGUGCCACAGGCAGCACCAGUUCCAGCCCAGAAUGGCAAUGGCAAUGGCAAUGGCAGCACAAGUGGAGCUGGAAAUGCUCCUCCGAUUCCCGAACCAGACUACAGCUGCAGCGAGUCGGAUGGCGAGGAUGAGAACUCCAUUCUGGUGGCACGCAACACCAAACUCAACGAGAAGAUUGCGCUGUUUGAUGUGCCCGAAACAAGCGGCAACAGUCAGGCUAGUGGAAGCAGUUCCAACUCGGGCAGUGCCUCCAUUUCCCAUUCACUCUCCGUGGAGGAGAUCCAGCGCAUUCGCAGCAAUCUCAAGACAUCAAAGUCGUCGCCAAACGGCUUUGCCAAGAAGCCAGAGGAGGAGAAACCACAGGAGCAGCAGCAGCAGCAGCAUCAGCAGCAUCAGCAGCAACAAUCGCAGCAACAUUUGCAGCAACAUUUGCAGCCAGGCGAAGAUGAGUGCGACAACAGCAGCUCCAGUGUGAGCAGCGAGCAGGAGCAGAUGGCAUUGGCCGCAGGAGGGACAUUGCCAGUGGGCGGAAAGCCCACCGAUACCAUCAAGAAGAAGCCGUCUGUGACCAUUGUGGAGGAGCCCAAGACCAUUCCCGAUCAGCCCAGCAGCAACACCAGUCACAGCACCAAACCAAUGGCCAAGACCACAAUCAGCAUAGGCGGCGGAGGGCAUAGUGCAGCGCCCACUCCCACACUGACGGUGAAGCAACUUGUGCAGCAGCAACAUGCACCCGCUAUACAACAGCAGCAGCAGCAACUGGGCAGCAAGCAUCCAGCAGUGACGGUGGCCAACAGCAACAAGUUCUCGCAACAGGGCAACAUCAACAACAGCAAUGUGAUGAGUCCCCAGGUCUUGGGGCGCAUUCCCAACGUGCAUCAUCAUCAGCAGCAACAGAUGCAGCAGCACCAGCAGCAGUCGAAUCCCAACCAGAAGCUGAUCGCCACCCAGCAACAGAUACUGCAGCAGCAGCAACAGCAGAUGGCCCACCAGCAGCACCUGCAACAGAUUCUCAAGGCGAAGGCCGCCGCGGCCGGAGGAGCCAGCAACACAGCGGCCCUGGUGGCCAAGCACCAGCAGAAGCUGCACAAGGGCACCAGCAGUGGACACGAGUCGGAGAUGGAGGCGCGUUCCGAUCUGGAGGACGAUGACGGAGACCUGAGUCCCUCGCCGCCGGCCAAGGCCUUCCAGCGCCACAAUUCGCUGACCCGCAAGCAGGCGGCAGCGAUUGCCAUGCAGAGGGGAGCCACCAGGACCACGGCCGUGUCCCUGAUGCAACUCCCGCCGCCCCUGGAGGCGGACAGCGAUGGCGAGCCGUCGCAGCUCACGCUCCAGCGCCAGCAGGCCCAUCACCCUUCACAGACCCACCCACAUCCUCACCAGCUGCAGCAACUCCAGCAGCAGCAGCAGCAGCAGCAACAACUGCAACAGCAGCAGCAGCAACAGCCGAUGGCCGCCCACAUUGUGGGCAUGCUGCCCAGCGGACAGCUGGUGGCUGUUGCCUCUGGCGCUGUUGCUGGCGUUCCGGGCGUUGGGGCGGCUGCGGUGCAGUCGGGCAACAACAAUCUGCAGCAGCUGUGCACCGACAAUCUGGUGUUGGCGCCACCGCCGCAGUUCUGCGAUUGCAACGAUGCCAAGCACGCGCCGCAGCCGCAUCUGCCAACGAGCCAAUAUCAUCCACAGCAGCAACAGCAACAGCAGCAGCAGCAACAGCCACACCAGCAACUGCAGCAACAGCAACAGCAGCAGCAGCAGCAGCAGCAACAACUGCAACAGCAACUGCAGCAGCAACAGAUGCUGCAGAUGCACCAGCGGCUGUCCGGCGGUGCUGGCGCUGGAGCUGUGGGCACCUUGGGAAGGGUCCGCAUCGUGGGGUCCAUGCCCAAGGCCAACCACCAUAGGUUGCACUAAACUAAGCCUGGGGAAUCAAAUCGUUCAACCGUUUGCCAAAUCGUUACAUCGUUAGUUAGUGUUAGUCAACAGUCAUUGCCACUCACAACGAAUAGCUGCAACUGCCUGAAACAGCCGAAAACAUGAAUAGAGAAGACCAUUUCAGACACAACUCAGACAGAUCUGAUAUGUGGCAGUAGGAUGUUCAAAGCUCGAACUGCACUUUGUUUGAUUUCGAAAUCAUCAAUUACUUUUAUUAUAUUUAUUGCGUGUGAUAUAAAUUUAUGUAGGCUGCCCGCGAGCAGCAACUAAUCGCUAUUUGUAAUCGAACAGCAAGUAUGUAUGCAAUAUCUAAUGAUUAGUUAACCCAACCAUUGAAAACAAACUGAAAGACAGUAGCCAGAAUUUCAUUCUAGAAUUCGUUCUUUUAGUUUGCUUUCGAGCUGCACAAUGUGUAAAAUGUCAAUGCGAUCCUAGUUCGUAAUGUUGGAAGGGCGCCAGCGCCAGGCAAGUUCAUUUAUUCAGUAUCCAUCCAUUGAUCAUUCGUGUUCGUAUUCGUGUUCGUGUUCGACUAGUGCACAAAACAUUUAAACGACAUUACAUUAACAUUACUCUAAUACACAACUAGCCGUAGGUUUUAUAUGCCUAAAGAAAGCAGGGAGGCGGAAUUUGCACCGAGUAACAAUAAUAUUUGAAUUUGAGCAUUUAGCCGAAUUUCCAGUCAAGUCAAGUCAAGUAAACUAAACUAACAAAUACUAAGGGAUUAUAACGUAUAAUGUUUUUAAAUAAAAUAUUUAUAAAACGAAUAUUUCAAUAGGUGGACAAGUUUAUAAUCGAAAAGAAGAACAAGAAAAAAAUCGAAAUUGAAAACAAAACGUAAAUUUUUGCUAGUAAAAUUUACAGAUUUUUACUUUUAACAGAUUUUUUGUAUAAUUGUUUUUUUUAGACAAAACUUAAACUUGCCAGAGUAUUACAGGAGGGGAUUUAAGAUGAAGAAAUCACGUAUUGUAUUGAAAGAGGUUCUCAAAUAUUUGCCAGCGCUUAAUGCAAAUAUUGUCAUAGGCAACCCGAAACUUAUAAAUGCGUUUUCACGAGUAACAAUUAUUAUAACUAAGGCUGAUUUUAUUGCAUAAUACAUACAGAACACAGAAGAUAUCGAAACAGCAUUCGCGUACAUACUGAAUGAAUACUAACCAAGCAUUUACACUGUUUAAACAUCAACUUUUUGAGGUAUUGAAAGAAUUGGAUGGAAAUAUAAUGAAAUCGUUCGAAUUGGCAGGCCGCACCUUUAGCACUAGCAUCUAAGUGUUGAAAAGUUAGAAAACCUAAAACAAAACCAUAAACAUUAAAAUACGAGUAUAUAUUGGAAAAUUUAGCAUCUAAUUAGGUUUUAGCACACUUUUUAGUUCUCGCAAUAGUUGCUAAUUAUUUGUAAAUUGUUUUAGUUCCACCAACCACACUACAAGCGUACAUGUACACAAAUAUGAUUAGCCAUCAAGCUUGUUAUUUUUUAAGUUAAACUGCCUAGUAAACCUACGUGGAGUGCUUAGUUAAGUCAAACACACACAUGUAUAACCGCUUGCAGUUCCCAUUACCACUCGAUGGGCCUAAUACGUACAGCAGCAAUUACGAAUGUGUUGCAGACGCUAUAUAGGAGGAUUAUUGAAUAUGCGUACACCCACAUGAUAAUGUUAAACGAUUUAAGCACACACCGCCACACAUACACUUUAAAUGCAAGUAUUUCAAAUGGAAUAAUAUGGAAAUAUUAAUCAUAAGUCGUAAAAUAUGCAAUUAUGUAUUAUGAACAUGCGUAUGAAGAAUCAAUAAAUAUGAAUGAAAACUAUA